Messenger RNA from Euleptes europaea (tarantolino), 2212 nucleotides. Its product is annotated as zinc finger and SCAN domain-containing protein 31-like. Gene Ontology annotation, biological process: regulation of transcription by RNA polymerase II. The transcript has 6 exons. Bases 1 to 2100 code for a protein of 699 amino acids. Lineage: Eukaryota; Metazoa; Chordata; Lepidosauria; Squamata; Sphaerodactylidae. Gene Ontology annotation, molecular function: DNA-binding transcription factor activity, RNA polymerase II-specific; RNA polymerase II cis-regulatory region sequence-specific DNA binding. The record is from RefSeq and is a predicted model, not a curated record.
AUGGAACCGCUGGGAAUUGAGGAGGGAACCACUGCGGGUACACUCCAUAAGCCGGCCACUGUUGCUGUGAUACUGCAGCAGGCCACUGGGGGUGUUGAGACGGCCAUUGCGGAGGCCACCAGGGUUGUGGAGGUUGAGGCUGUGGAGUCGGAAUCGAAGGACCCGGAACCGAGCUGCCCCUCCUCUGGGGAAGAUCGGCAGGUGAUGGGCAAGCUCUUUGGGGUAUGUUUGUCCCCCUGGCACCCCACCCUGGGGAAGUUCAUCCACCAUUCCUGCACUGUUGUGCAGCCUAAGCCCUCCGAUUGCUCCCAGGAUCCGGAGCUGAAGCCCAAGGUAAAAAUGGAGAAGCCCGGUUUGGCAGGACCCAAAGCCGAUGAAGGGUUGGAGGUGGGAUUAAGGGAGCCUCACGUUGUCCAAGUUGGGACCAUCCGUGAGUUUCUGGCGGGGUCGGCGCCACCACAAAUCAAGCAGGAGCCUGAGGAGGGGCUGCAGCAGCGGUGGGAGACCCAGUGGCAGGAGUUCCUGAAGACGGUGGAGUCCCCUUACUCAGGAUGGAGGCACCUCAAGUUACCCGAGCCCAUGACAGAAGAGGAGACAAAGGAGUUUCAGGCCUCCCUCAAAGAAAUAGCUGGCGGCAGCCAGUGGCCCAGAGGAGAGUGGGUGACACAGACUGUGCCCGGCCUCAAGGGGGCUCAUAAGCCCAACGGAGGCCUGGACCCUCCCGUGAAGGUGAAGGAAGAGAUUGUGUGCGAGGUCGCCCUCACCUCAGAGAUGCGGCGCCAGCGCUUCCGUCACUUCUGCUACGAGGAGGCCGAGGGCCCCCGGAAAGUUUGCAAGCAGCUCUGGGAACUUGGCCAUCAAUGGCUGAGGCCGGAAAGGCGUACCAAGGACCAAAUCCUGGAAGUGCUGAUCCUGGAACAGUUCCUGACCAUCCUGCCAUGGGAGAUGCAGUGCUGGGUGAGGGAAAACGGACCUGAGACGUGUGCCCAGGCGGUGGCCCUGGCGGAGGAGUUCCUUCUGAGGCUGCGGGAGCCUGAGCGGUGGGAGAGGAAGGAGUCAGAGCUGUUGGAGGGCUCCUUCAUCACCACCCCCAAUUCAGAGCAGGAGCCGCCGGACGCUGUGAAGAUGCAGCUGUCCGUUGAGGCAAAGCCAGAGGAGGAUGGAGAGGUCGUCUAUUUCGAAGAAGCUGAAGAAUCGCAGGAGAACGAUGUGGAGACGUUUCAGCUGGGGAGGCCUGAGCAAGUGACGGUGUGUGAAAUAUCCCUGGAAGGGGCCAAAAGUGAAUUCUUCCAGGAGAUUGAGAUGCCUGGAAGCCCCCCGGGUCCUGGAAGUCAUUGGGAAAACCACCCAGAGAAGACUUCUGGAUUUCUGUGUGAGGAAGAUGACCUGGGCUUACAAGAAGGUACCUUCCAGGACGGAAUCCUCAAGUGCAAGAUCAAGAAGGAACAGACUGAUGACGAGAGCUUCGACCUGCUGCAGAGUCAGACUGCACAAAUGACUGUCAAACCCUACCAGUGCCUCUACUGCGGGAAGACUUCCAACUGCAAAGCGAACCUCGUUGUCCACGAGAGAACCCACACGGGGGAGAAACCUUACGCCUGCUUAGACUGCGGCAAGAGUUUCAAUCGGAAGUCAACACUCGUCCGGCACAAACGGAUGCACACGGGAGAGAAACCGUAUGAAUGUGCUGAGUGCGGGCGCUGCUUCAGCAUCCGGUGUAACCUCAUCAACCACGAGAGGAUCCACACGGGCGAAAAGCCGUACAGUUGCACUGACUGCGGGCAGAGCUUCAGUCGGAGGCUGCAGCUGGUGAUACACAGGAGGACCCACACAGGAGAGACCCCUUAUCGGUGCGCCCAGUGUGGGAAAUGCUUCACCCGCCGCUCUUCCCUCUUGACGCACGAGCGGAUCCACACGGGAGAGAAACCAAACACGUGCACGGAUUGCGGGAAGAGCUUCAUCCAGAAAGGCUACCUACUGAUACACCGGAGAAUUCAUACCGGCGAGAGACCAUAUAAAUGCACAGCGUGUGAGCAAAGGUUCCUAAACCGGAGCGAUCUCCGUAGACACGAGAAGAUCCACACGGUAGUGAAUCAGUGAGAAUUCCCCGAUGAGAGAAGAGGCUGUGGUAUAGAGCAGGGAGCUGCCUUAUCCUGAGUGAAACCACUUAAUCCAAGCACUGGGCAGGAGGUCUUUCCCAGCACUUAAAGAC